AUGUCGCCUACAGCCACAAUGAUCUUUCUUUCUCUUCAGAUCAUUAUAUCUUUUCUCUUUACCGCCACUGCCUCAUCAUCACCUCCCGGCGGCUUCACCAUCGACGUAAUCAACCGUCGCUCUACCUCUAAUUCAUCUUCUUCUUCUCGUUUCUCUAAAACAGAUGAUGGUGAGCUUGGAUCACCCUACGCCAACACCGUCUUUACCACCUCCGAGUAUCUAAUGAAGCUACAAAUCGGUACUCCUCCGGUAGAGAUCGAGGCUCUCAUAGACACGGGAAGUGACAUCGUAUGGACACAAUGUUUGCCUUGUCUUAGCUGCUACGACCAACAAGCUCCCAUAUUCGACCCUUCAAAAUCAUCAACCUACAAAGAGAAGCCAUGCAACGAGGACCCUAACAACCCUUGUCGUUACGAGACUCACUACGCAGACCAAAGCUAUUCCAAAGGAACCUUCGCGACCGAGACGGUCACGUUCCAAUCUACUACAGGACAACCUUUUGUGAUGCCUGAAACUACCAUUGGUUGUGGUCACAACAACUCACUGGCUUCAGCUCCAGCCGCUUCGGGCAUUAUUGGUCUAGCACGGGGAGAUUCGUCUCUCAUCACUCAGAUGGGCCAAAACUUUUAUAGUUUUUUCUCUUACUGUUUUUCUCGUAAGGAAACUAGUAAGCUCAACUUUGGAAGUAACGCUGUCGUGUCAGGAGAUGGGACUGUAUCAACCACUAUGUUUACAAGGACGGAGAAACCCAUCUUCUACUACCUAAACCUAGACGCGAUAAGCGUCGGAGAGAACCGGGUUGAGACAUUAGGGACACCGUUUUACUCCUUAGAAGGCAACAUUAUCAUAGAUUCGGGAACCACUUACACCUACUUGCCCGAUAGCUUUUGUAACAAAGUGAAGGAUGCUGUGGAUAGCGUGGUGAAGGUUGCGAGAGAACCUUUUUCAGGGGAUAUGUUUUGUUACAAAACUGCUGACACAGAGAUAUUUCCGGUGAUCACAAUGCAUUUCUCGGGUGGUGCGGAUCUUGUGUUGGAUAAAUACAAUAUGUAUGAUAAUACUGGAGAUAGCUAUUGUUUGGCGAUUUCGUGUGUUGGUCCGACGGAAGAUGCAAUCUUUGGGAACAGAGCUCAGAACAAUUGGUUGAUUGGUUAUGAUACUUCUUCUGAGCUUGUUUCUUUUAAGUCCACUGAUUGUGCUGCGUUGUACUAG
Eruca vesicaria subsp. sativa (arugula) is the source of this 1212-nucleotide messenger RNA. The record is from the annotation of a GenBank genome assembly. Lineage: Eukaryota; Viridiplantae; Streptophyta; Magnoliopsida; Brassicales; Brassicaceae.